AUGACAUUGCAUCGCUCACCCAUCACUUGUGCAUAUCUGCUUUCCACAGCUCUUAUCCCUCCAGAAAUGAGUUUGAUCCACAUGGAGGAUGCUCCUUUACGCCAGCCAAGUCUUCAAGGAGCACAGGGGUUCUGGACACCACGGCUCCUCUCCAUGGCUGCACUGCUGCUCCUGCUGUUGCUGUUUUGCAUUGCUGGUGGACUCAGCUUUGCUUUACUCAAGUCAACCACUAAAGAGCCCUGCAUGGUUAAGUUUGGACCAUUACCCUCAAAAUGGCAAGUUACAUCUCCUGAAUCUCCUUGUAUGAAUAUGACAUCUGAUUGGAAGCUGAAGAUACUUCACACUGGUUCAUAUUUAAUUUAUGGUGAAGUGGCUUUUAAUAAAGCCUAUGAGGGACAUGCUCCCUUUAUAAUCCAGCUACGUAAAAAUGAGGACAACUUACGAAAUGCAACAAGCAGAUGGAAAAAUAUGACAAGUGAACCUCACAUCCAGUUUAUAGGAGGGACUUAUGAAUUCCAUGCUGGAGAUAUAAUAGACUUGAGAUUCAACGAUGAAGAUCAGAUAAAAAAAAAUAGUACAUACUGGGUGGUUCUUUUAGUACCAGAUCUUCAGUUCAUUUCCUAG
Messenger RNA from Nannospalax galili (Upper Galilee mountains blind mole rat), 624 nucleotides. RefSeq names its product TNF superfamily member 18 (gene Tnfsf18). Bases 1 to 624 code for a protein of 207 amino acids. The transcript is spliced from 3 exons. Gene Ontology annotation, molecular function: tumor necrosis factor receptor superfamily binding. The record is from RefSeq and is a predicted model, not a curated record. Gene Ontology annotation, biological process: tumor necrosis factor-mediated signaling pathway; T cell proliferation involved in immune response. Lineage: Eukaryota; Metazoa; Chordata; Mammalia; Rodentia; Spalacidae.